AUGAACAUCUUCGGCCUGGAACCCGUUGCCAAGUUCGGGACUGAUAAGCAAAAGGAGCAAUGGCUUGUGCCUUUGAUACAGGGCAAAGAGCGUGCCUGUUUUGCAGUUACAGAGCCCAACACCGGCCUAGAUACCCUGCGGUUACAAUCAUCAGCACGCAAGCAAGGGGAUCAUUAUAUCCUCAGUGGCUCCAAAGUUUUUAUCUCAACUGCUCAGGUGGCGGAAAAGGUCCUGAUCCUUGUCAGAACUACACCGCUGAAGGAUGUCAAGAAACCUAGCGAGGGGCUCUCCUUAUUUUAUACCAAUCUUGACCGAUCUGCCGUGGAGAUUCACGAGAUUCCUAAGAUGGGACGCUCCGCAGUGGACACGAACAGCCUGUCCUUUGAUGACUGGAAGGUGCCUGCAAGCGAUUUAAUUGGACAGGAAGGCGAUGGAUUUCGAAUGAUACUGCACGGGAUGAAUGCUGAGCGUAUUCUUGUCGGGGCAGAGGCCUUAGGGAUAGGGUAUGCAGCCUUGCGCCGGGCGUGCAAUUAUGUUGGCGAGCGGGUUGUGUUUGGAAACCCUGUCGGCAAGUAUCAAGGCAUUCAACACCCUCUUGCCGAAUGCUGGAUGAACCUCGAGAGUGCCCGUCUAGUCAUCUACCUGGCGGCGCGGCUCUAUGAUGAAGGGUACGAGGGUGGCGAAUAUGCCAAUACUGGGAAGUACCUGGCCUCAGAAGCCGCCUUCAAGGCCGCAGAGCGAGCCAUCAUGUCUCACGGAGGUAUGGGAUACGCAAAGGAAUAUCACGUAGAGCGCACAGACCCCAAGCUUCCCCACAUCCCCGGUUUCACCGCUUCCGUUCCGAAACGGUCAAUGCAUACCUCAGGCCCCAACCCCACUUUCCCCCAGGAGCCCUGCACCACCUUGGGGCAAAAUACAGGACAGAAACGCCCAGCUUCCGAGCACAACAAAGAGCAACUGUCCAAAAGGCGCGCCGCUAGAGCGUGUCUAUCCUGCCGCAACCGCAAAGUCCGCUGUGAUGUGGUCAACGGAGGACGGCCCUGCACCAACUGUCGCCUUGACAACCAAGCAUGCGUGGUAAAAGAGUCUAAUAGAGGCCGAAAACCCGGUGCCUUGCCCACAGUAUCAAGUCAAGCGCCGCCGGAAUCCCCUCCGCAUUAUGGAUCGCACAAUCGGCCAUCUUCUCCAGUCCGGUCUUCUCGAAGUUUGCAUACACCAUCGCCACGUCAGCAGCAACCUAACAGGCCGAGUGACGAUCUCGACGCGCUGGCAUAUGACGACCAACCGAGCCUGAGCCCUUCUGAACAGGCGGCUGAUGAAGUACCUGUUGUUAUCGCGCCGCAAAACGAUCUUGAGCAUGUCAACAACCCCUCAUCAAUGGAGGGAAACCCCCCUUUGAUCCAAUCACCAGCGUCAGUUCCUUGUCAGGCACUUCCGAAGGUGAAUGACUCAGCCAUACAUCUUCCCCCUUACAUCAAGCCCAUGCCACGCCAUAUCACCGAUCGAGAUAUCAGCUAUCUCGCGGACAAAGAUGCCCUCACUAUCCCCGACAAUGUGUUACGGGAUGAAAUUUUGCGGGCUUAUGUGACCAUUGUAUAUCCUUUCAUGCCUACUGUUGACCUUGAAGACUUCCUCAUGCCCAUAAUACAGGGCGAUGAACGCGGCUCUGUGAGUCUGAUAUUAUUCCAGGCUGUCAUGUUUGCCAGUGUUGGAUUUGUCGACACCAUGUUGCUACAGUCACGGGGCUAUAGUAGCAAAAAGGCUGCUCGGAAAGUCUUUUUCGGCCGUGUUCGAUUGCUCUACGCACUUGAUUGUGAGCUAGAGCACUUGCCACUCCUACAGGCUGUACUACUGAUGACAUAUUGGUACGAUUGCCCUAGCGAUGGGAAAGACUCCUGGUAUUGGACUGGUAUUGCAUUUAGUCUUGCCCAGGUAGUUGGUAUCCACCGCGAAACAGAACUCUGUAGGACAACAGUCAAAAAAAAGCGGCUCAGACGACGACUAUGGUGGUCAUGCAUCAUUCAAGACCGGCUGCUGGCGAUGGGGAUUCGCCGGCCCUCUAGAAUUCGUGACAAAGGAUACAACGUGCCGCAGCUUACGUUGAAUGACUUUGACCUGAAUGAGCCCUCAAAUACCGUGAUCAAGUUCCUUGGCAAAUCAGGAAUGCUCUUGUCUGAUCCAUCGGCACGCUCUACUAUGGCAGUUAUGUGCAUCGAGCUAAGCAAGCUUGCAGUUUGUUUAGGUCACAUUCUCCACUCACAGUACUCAGUUGUGAGCGAUCAACCCAUGAUCGCCGAGUAUAUGCUCAGAAUAAUCGUCGUUCCGAAGCGGUCGAGGUCGUAUACGGAUGAUGUGAUCAAGUGUGACCUGGAGCUGAAAGAGCUUAUCAACAACCAAGAUUCCCGGUCCAAAUACACACCUGGUCCUCAGCAGACAGGAGAUAAGACUGAGACACACCGAAUAAUUCGCCUACAUCAAGCCAUACUACGCAUGAACUAUCUUGCGGCAGUCAAUAUCUUGCAUAAGCCACAGGUGUUUUAUGCAGAGUCCGAGACCACGGACAGUAACGUCCAAAAGAAAUCAUCAAGAGAGAAGGUCACUAAUGCUGCUAUCGCCAUGACAAAGCUAGCCUUUGAUAUGCAGAUGGACAGCCAGCUGCAGUAUUUGUCAACUAGCAGCGUUCCAGCAUUUUUGUCAGCCGCCUUAUCCCACCUAGGGGAUAUGCGUUCUCAUGAAGAGGAGAUUCGCAACAUCAGCGUUGGCCGCUUCUAUCAGUGCAUUCAUGUCUUACAUCAGCUAAAGAGCAUAUACAGCUCAGCCGACUUCGCUAUUCAUUUCCUUGAGGCGGUCUUGAGGAAAAGCGACAUUGCUGUUCCCUCUUUGGUGCCUGGGUUACCUUCGACCAAGCCAAGUUGGAAUAAGCCCCAAUUAUUGGGAUGCCGGAGCUCAACUCCAGAAAGUGAAGCCUUUUCUCAGGUCGCCACCGCAUAUCCAAGUCCCUCGAGUCAUCCAAAUAUCACCGAGCCGCCUGCAGGGGCUUGGAAUGGAAUAAACAACCGCAAUUUGGAGGCCGGCAACGACGACCUGCGUCGUCAUCAAUUUUCUGGACUCGAACCUUGGUCGGACGGCGACAGUCAACUUGAUGCUUCCAACGUCGUGGCAAUCGACUUCCUACCUGACUCUUCAUAUAUGGGAAAUUGGUUCAACGUGGAGAGCCCCGUUCCAGCAUUUAUGAACUUCGAUAGCUCUAACACUUGGACUGUACCAAAUCAUGUCACUUCGGGCGAGGACUUGGGUUUGCUCUAA
Molecule: messenger RNA, 3306 nt
Organism: Penicillium maclennaniae
Lineage: Eukaryota; Fungi; Ascomycota; Eurotiomycetes; Eurotiales; Aspergillaceae
Product: transcription factor domain-containing protein
Exons: 4
Coding region: 1-3306 (1101 amino acids)
Biological process (GO): regulation of DNA-templated transcription; DNA-templated transcription
Molecular function (GO): oxidoreductase activity, acting on the CH-CH group of donors; DNA binding; DNA-binding transcription factor activity, RNA polymerase II-specific
Source: RefSeq, a predicted model, not a curated record